AUGGGGGGAUGUUUUUCUGAUGUGAAAGGAGGGCAACAAGCUGUCGGAGGAGGUGGAAUUGUGGGCCACCUGGGGGCCCAGGGUUUUGGUGGUGCUGGAAGCGCAGCCGGGGCCGCCGCCUCCGGGCACAAUGAUGCUGUGGAAUUUUUCUUCCAGACUAAAGGUGUCCAAGCCCUUUACACGAAACUCGAGUUGUCUGUGUCAGCUUCAAAGUUACGUGAUCGUGAUAUUAUCUCAAAGAGCGAUCCAAUGGCUGUGGUUUAUGCAAAGAAAAGGAAUGGAACCCUUGAAGAACUUGGUCGAACAGAAGUGAUUAUGAAUAAUCUGGAACCUACUUGGAUUCAAAAAAUCAGUGUCAAUUAUCAAUUUGAGAUUGUUCAGCCAUUGAUCUUUCAUGUUUAUGACGUUGAUUCGCAAUACUACAAUCUACCUGUGAAGAACUUGAAGCUGAAGGAUCAAGAUUUUCUUGGUGAAGCUAGUUGUGUUCUCUCUGAGAUUGUUACUAAAAGAAACAGAACUUUGACCUUGAAUCUUCACAAUCGAGAUGGUCGUGGCUUGAAAAGCUUGGGUACUCUUACUGUCCAAGCAGAGGAAACUGUAGCUUCAAGGAAUGCAGUGGAGAUGACCUUUCGUUGUCAUCAUCUUGAUAACAAGGAUCUGUUUUCUAAAAGUGAUCCUUUUCUUAGAAUCUCUAGGAUUGCUGAGAGUGGGGGUUCUAUUCCAAUUUGCAAGACAGAAGUCAUAAACAACAACUUGAAUCCAGUGUGGAAACCGCUAUGUCUAACCAUGCAGCAAUACAUAAGCAAGGAUAACCCGUUGAUAAUCGAAUGUUUUGAUUUCAACAGCAGUGGCAAUCAUGUUCUCAUUGGGAAACUACAAAAAACAGUGGCAGAGCUGGAACACCUUCACCAAACUAGAUCUGGAGUAAAUCUUGUUUCACCCCCAUCUCAUUUACGGCGAGUUGAAAAGAUUACCGAAGGUCAGCUCUUUGUGGAUGGGUAUGUUAAGAAGCAACUAUACAGUUUCCUUGAUUACAUUUCGAGUGGGUUUGAGCUUAAUUUCAUGGUUGCAGUUGACUUUACUGCUUCAAAUGGAAAUCCUCAUAAUUUGGACUCCUUGCAUUAUAUUGAUCCUUCAGGGCGCCUGAAUGCUUACCAGCAGGCUAUAAUGGAUGCUGGGGAAGUUGUACAGUUUUAUGACUCUGAUAGACGCUUUCCAGCUUGGGGUUUUGGUGGAAAAACAUUUGGUGGUUCAGUGUCCCAUUGUUUCAACUUGAACAGAAGCCCUACUGACUCUGAGGUUACAGGUAUAGAAGGCAUUAUGGCUGCUUAUUCAAGUACACUGUAUAAUGUCACCCUUUCUGGGCCCACAUUGUUUGGUCCAGUUAUUAACAGGGCCGCAGAAAUUGCUGGUGGCUCCCUCUCUGUCAACCAGAACAAGUAUUUCAUCUUGCUAAUUAUAACGGAUGGAGUCAUAAGUGACAUCCAAGAAACUAAAGACGCUUUGGUCAAGGCAUCUGACCUGCCACUUUCCAUCCUAAUUGUUGGAGUUGGCGGAGCAGAUUUUACUCAAAUGGAGGUCCUUGAUGCUGAUGAUGGACAUCGAUUAGAGAGUUCAACUGGAAGGGUAGCUACGCGUGACAUAGUUCAGUUUGUUCCUAUGCGUGAAGUACAUCGUGGAGAGAUAUCAAUUGUUCAGGUUCUCUUGGAAGAACUACCCGGACAGUUCCUGAGUUACAUGCGUAGCAGGAAUAUCAGACCUCACUUCCCUGAUGUGGUUCAUGCUUCAGGCCAGGGAACCCUUUAUGGGGUUUGAACUACAAAAAAUGCUCAAAAGUUGCUUAACAUCUAAUCUUCUAACAGAAGUUGCAGAAUAUAAAUAUAGGGAGAAAUAGCAUAGCUAAGACGAAGAUCUUUGUUUUGGUGGAAGAAAUAUGUCAUUCUUUGAUUCUGUUGGUUUUCCUGGCGUACAAAAGAGUAGGUAGUAGAGUAUGGAUGUUUGUCCCCAUCCAGAUUGUUUACAUGCAAGUGCAUUUUCUAAUAGCAUAGACCUUUCUACAUUGUUUAUUGGUUCGAGACAUUUGAAAUAUGAACUAGUAAAGAACUUAAAAUACUGCUGGGAAAGGUGUUGAAAUUUGAGGCCUGGAGCUAGAUCAUU
Messenger RNA from Coffea eugenioides, 2157 nucleotides. Its product is annotated as protein BONZAI 3-like. The transcript has 16 exons. NCBI's taxonomy places the organism in Eukaryota, Viridiplantae, Streptophyta, Magnoliopsida, Gentianales, Rubiaceae. The record is from RefSeq and is a predicted model, not a curated record. Gene Ontology annotation, cellular component: plasma membrane. Gene Ontology annotation, molecular function: calcium-dependent phospholipid binding. Gene Ontology annotation, biological process: cellular response to calcium ion. The coding region runs from base 1 to 1815 and encodes 604 amino acids.